Messenger RNA from Clonostachys solani, 1986 nucleotides. Lineage: Eukaryota; Fungi; Ascomycota; Sordariomycetes; Hypocreales; Bionectriaceae. The record is from the annotation of a GenBank genome assembly.
AUGUCGGUUCAACUAGGUGUGCAGGGGGUGACCCUGAUAUCUCAGGGCACCGGGUAUGGUAUGCUCAUUGGCCUUGGGGUUGGCUUCUGUGGUGUCAUUCUGGCUGCAGUGAAGAUCCAGAAAGCAUAUCUUUCAGAGGAUUCAGGGACAUCUGAGAUGUUCAUGGUUGCCAACCGUUCGGUGGGGAGGGGUCUGACAGCAUCUGCAGUCUUCUCAUCGUGGAUGUGGAUCAAUGAAACCGUCUUCUCUGCAGCCUUUUGCUACAAGUUUGGGCUUGCUGUGCCAUUUUGGUGGUCGACUGGGCUUUGUUUCCAAAUUGCACUGAUGGCCGCGCUCGGUGUCCUCGCCAAGAUUCGAGUCCCUUUUGCCCACACGUCGUUAGAGAUUAUCCGAAUGCGGUACGGAUGGAUAGGCCAUGUUGUUUUCAUUAUUCUCAACAUCACGAAUAAUGUCUUUGGCUGUGCUUCUAUGAUUCUUACCGGCUCUCAACUUAUCUAUGGCAUCUCGGGAAUGCACUUCGUUGCCGCCACGAUUCUGAUCCCACUCGGAGUUGUACUGUAUACCGCAGUCGGUGGUCUAAAGGCUACUUUCCUCACAGACUAUCUUCAUACUCUAGUUGCAUUGAUUCUUAUCAUCUACUUCACUUUGAGCACGCUCACACAUGAGGCUGUCGGCGGCCUUGGAGGUCUAUAUGACAAGAUUAUAGCCACUGCAUCAGAGAAUCAGAUCUCAGGUAACUAUAAUGGAUCUCUCCUGACUAUGAAGUCACGGGACGCCAUUAUUUGGGGCCUCAUCCUCAAAUUUGGUAACCUGGCCCUCGUUGUGAUGGAUACCGCAUUCUGGCAGAAGUCGUUUGCUACCGAAGUAAAAGCCACUGUUCCUGGAUAUAAUCUGGCCGCAGCAGCUAUCUUUGGUAUUCCCUGGGGGCUGGGCACAGUUAUUGGCCUUACCGGCCGAGCUCUACAUAACACCCCAAUCUGGCCGGCAUAUCCAGAAGAAUUCACUAUGGACAAGGUGAAUGCGGGUUUAGUCAUGCCAUACGUUAUCCAGGCCUUGAUAGGGGAGCGAGGUAUUGACGCAUUCUUGGUACUACUUUUCAUGGCCCUGACGAGCACCGUCUCGUCGUCUAUGAUCGCUGUCAGCAGUAUCCUCUCCUUCGACGUGUACAAGACAUACAUCAACCCGAAGGCUUCAGAUAAGAAGCUCGUCCACGUGAGCCAUCUCACCGUGGUGUUUCAUGCAAUCUUCAUCACGGCGGUAUCUAUUGGGCUGAACUACGGAGGUGCCGACAUGACCUGGAUCGGCUAUUUCAGACCCAUUCUAUCAUGCCCGGGCAUCAUCCCACUGGCGUUGACCCUUUGCUGGUCUCGACAGACUCGUCUUGCGGCGAUUCUGGCACCGAUACUGGGAUUCUUCACUGGUCUCGCCAUCUGGCUGGCUACGGCCAAAACACUCUACGGCGCCAUCACUAUGAAGACAACCGAGCAAAGUUUGCCAGCCCUGUUUGGAGCCAUAGGAUCUUUCUUCUCGCCCGCGAUAUAUUCUGUGGUUAUCUCUCUUUACAAGCCCUAUUCCUUUGACUGGAGGAUCUUUCUCGUGGCCGAAACUGCCGAACAGGUUCGACUAAAGAAAGCAGACGAAAAGGAAGCCCAGAGUGCUGUAAAUGAUAGUUCCUCCACUGACGCUCAGAACACAGACGGGGUUCUCGAAUCAUCCCCAAAGCGGGAGAACACAGAGCCAAGCUCAGAGAAAGCAGCUGCUUCGAGAGUCCAAAAUAUCACCUCGGACUCCAGUUCGACAACGUCAGAAAAUGUCAAUCUUGAUGAUGUGACCCAUCCCUUCGACGACGAUACUUUACGAGAGUUGCGCAGGUGGUACCGCAUUGCAUGGUACAUAUUCGUUGGGAUCGUUCUGGUCACAUUCGUGCUGUGGCCAAUGCCUUUAUAUCGCGAUUACAUCUUCACCAAGACCUUCUUCCAGAGCUGA